UCUAUUGUCGUUGCUGUGGGGUUGCGCGGCUUUCCGAGAUGGCGGCCAGUGCUGGAGGUUUAGUGGAGCGGGGCUUGUAGGGCCCGUUUUCCUCGGUGGCUUGCAGCGACGGGGCUGGGAGCCACGAUUCUUUUACCUUCUGGCGAGGAUUUAGCUGGUGUCCGGCUUCGCUUAAUGUGCCCGGCCUUGCCCUGCCGAAAAAAAAGGGGAGCGGAAGCUUGUUUCCUGGGUUUCUUGUUGUAGUCAAGUCUAGGUCAGUCAUUGGAACUGUGAAAGAAACACUUGAUCAAAAUGGGGCGAAGAUCUACCUCUUCCACCAAGAGUGGGAAGUUCAUGAAUCCCACAGACCAAGCUCGCAAGGAGGCUCGAAAGAGAGAGCUGAAGAAGAACAAGAAGCAACGCAUGAUGGUGCGAGCAGCAGUGCUAAAGAUGAAGGAUCCCAAGCAAAUAAUUCGGGACAUGGAAAAACUUGAUGAAAUGGAGUUUAACCCAGUACAGCAACCACAGUUGAAUGAGAAGGUGUUGAAAGACAAACGCAAAAAGCUGCGUGAAACAUUUGAGCGUAUCCUGCGGCUCUAUGAGAAGGAGAAUCCAGACAUCUAUAAGGAGCUACGCAAGCUAGAAGUGGAGUAUGAGCAAAAGAGGUCUCAGCUUAGCCAGUACUUUGAUGCUGUGAAGAAUGCUCAGCAUGUUGAAGUGGAGAGUAUCCCUCUGCCAGAUAUGCCCCAUGCCCCUUCCAAUAUCCUCAUUCAGGACAUCCCUCUGCCAGGAGCCCAGCCUCCAUCCAUUCUUAAAAAGACAUCAGCCUAUGGACCUCCUAUCCGACCUGUUUCAGUCCUCCCACCUCCUGGGCAUGGUGUUCCUCGUUUACCUCCCGGUAGAAAGCCUCCUGGGCCUCCACCAGGGCCACCCCCGCCUCAGGUCUUGCAAAUAUAUGGCCGCAAAUCAGGGUUCACCCUAGAGAUUGUCCCUCGGAGGAGAGAUGAGGAAGUGUCCUAUAGCCCAGAGACAGGGCCACGAGGGCAUGACGAAGAGGCUUCAAGUACCAGCGAAGAUGAGGGCUACCCAGAAGACAUGGAUCAGGACAAGCGUGAUGACACUACUGAUGAUAGCGAUAGCGACAGAAGUGAUGCAGACAGCGAUGGGGAGGAGUUCAUGCAUCAUGAUGACAGUGCUGAACGAGAGGGAGGUGAUGACAAGAAAGCAGGUCACAGUGUACGAUUUGCCGACAUUCCUGGAAAAUCACGAAAGAAAAAAAAGAACAUGAAGGAACUCACCCCUCUUCAAGCCAUGAUGUUACGAAUGGCUGGCCAGGAAAUUCCUGAGGGAGGUAAAGAGAUAGAAGAAUACUCUGAAGAAGAGGAUGAUGACGAUGAUGAUGACUCUGAUGCUGAAGAUACGUCACAGCAGCAGAGCACAGAAGAGUCCCAUGCAGAGAAUGCAUCAUCAGUGCCCCCUCAGACCACCCAGCCACAGCAGCAGCAGCAGCCUCCACCACAGCCUGUUCCCCCGACUCAGAUGCAGGCUCCUCCCAUGCCUGGGCCUCCUCCUCUUGGACCACCUCCCGCACCACCACUGAGGCCUCCAGGGCCACCAACUGGCCUUCCCCCUGGACCACCUCCAGGGGCUCCUCCAUUCCUGAGGCCACCUGGAUUGCCUGGGCUGCGUGGCCCAUUACCACGCCUCUUGCCGCCUGGCCCUCCCCCUGGGCGCCCCCCUGGCCCUCCUCCUGGUCCACCCCCAGGCCUGCCACCUGGCCCUCCUCCAAGGGGCCCCCCACCUCGUCUCCCACCGCCAGCUCCUCCAGGUAUCCCUCCUCCGCGUCCAGGCAUGUUGCGCCCUCCCCUGGGUCCUCCACCUGGAUUAUUCCCUCCAGCUCCUCUUCCAAACCCUGGGGUGCUGAGUGCUCCCCCCAGUUUGAUUCAGCGCCCCAAGGUGGAUGAUACCAGUGCAGCCACCAUUGAGAAGAAAGCCACCGCAACGAUCAGUGCCAAGCCCCAGAUCACCAACCCCAAGGCCGAGAUCACCCGCUUUGUUCCCACGGCCCUGAGGGUCCGUCGAGAAAACAAGGGGACGCCUGCCUCUGCCCAAAGGAAGCCCGACGACGAACCAUCUGUGCAGAUAACUAAGCCCAUGCCCAAGAUGGGCUCGUCUGCCCCUGUUUCUGUGCAAACCAAGGAUGAUGUGUAUGAAGCUUUCAUGAAGGAAAUGGAGGGGCUGCUGUGACAACCUGUUCCUAGUUAAUCUUUGCAUAUUCUAUGAUGAGAUCAUACUACUAUGUUAGGGGUUCCAUGUUAUAGUGGCAUCCAGUUGAAGAGCUCAUUGUUUUGUGACAAGGAAUAGUUCUCUAUCUCAGUUAACGUGUGAUCAGAGUUGGAGGAAGGGGAGACUAUAGAGAAAGAAAGAGAGACUGUCAUCUACUCUUUGUGAAAGUUUAUUAAGACUCACUUGUGUCUCUCUGCUCCCUGGAAAAGCUGUUGUUUCCUUGAAUACUAUUUUUAGUUAAUGCAAAGAAUACACCCGAAGAACCAAAACGUACUGGUAAACUAUUUCCUGCAUAUAGGCCUGAUCAUCAGGUUGUUGUAUUCUGUUUUGGUGGCUUUCUGUAAAUAUUUUGUAAUGCUGAUUUUUAGUUGAGUGAGAUAAUUGGUUUACACACUGUCCUAGAGCUGGGUAGGCUACUGUUUGCAUAUGUGGCAUGCAGACAUUUUGCACCCGAAAUAUAUAUCCUGCAGUCACUUCGGUGGUUUUUUGCUGACAGGAGAAAUAUUGUCUUAUGAAUGAGAAUAAAAAUUUGAUGUACUACAACCCUCUGUAUGACUGAGUAUCUAUACCAGUAUUUUGAGGAGAGAUAACUAGAGGAACUGACAACCAAUUUAUUUUAUUUUGGUAAAAUAUCUCUAAUGUGAAAAUAAUCUAUAAAGGACAUCAUUAUUUUGAUUCCAUCAGGGAAAUAAGUAUAGGUUUGUAUCUGAUCGUGUCUUUUUAAAUUCAGAUUCUGCAUGUGAAAUAAAUAGAUUCUGUUCAUAUCUUCAGAGACUUGCAAUAUGUGAGGGAAAGAGAAUACUGGAUUUGUGGAAAUAUCAUUUUAUACAGCUUAGGUUGGUAUCGGCUCUAAUUUACAUGGGCUGCCUGUCAGAUGGAGUGGAAAGAACAACUCAUGCAGGGACACUUUGUUUACUUAGAAAAACAUGAUUUAAAUCACAUUUUAUUGUUGCUGCGGAGAACUGUAACUCAAAUAGAAGUCAAAGAGAGAAUCGGUUGAAACUGUACAGAUUCACCUGCUUGUAGUUUCUCAAGUUGCUCCUGACACAAAAAAAUUGCUUUGAAUUCUUUUCACCACCACCUUUCCAUAUGUGAUAACAGCCUACAAAACAUUUAAGCUUUCCCUGUGAUGACCAAUGUAUUUUUAAAAACUUAUGUUGCAAGAAAUGCCAAUUCUGUUUAUGCACAUCGUAUCACAAACAUUGAAUGAAUGUUCAUACCAUCAAAGAAGUUUAGCAUCUGCUUCUGACAGCAUUCUUGGGUGGAUAUAGCACAAGCAUGGGCAAACUUCAUCCCUCCAGAUGUUUUGGACUUCAACUCUCACAAUUCCUAACAGCCACAGAAAUUGUGAAUGUUGUAGUCCAAAACACCUGGAGGGCUGAAGUUUGCCCAUGCCUGAUAAUAGCAUCAUAUCACCUGCUAAGGUGAGUGGAAAAGAAACAGAUGACCAUAGGAAGAGGUCUAUAGAAGGAUGUUUGUAGCAAAUUGUCUUCAUAGGAUUAAAAUGUUACAUUCACAAUUCUUUGUCUAUGCUCACAUGCGGAAAAUGUCUCCUGGAAGCUAAAAGACUUUCAGUUAACUGGAACUCUUCAAGUAUUCCAUCAAAAAUGCUUUAAAUAAAAAUUGAAAUAAAUAUUUAUAGUAAAAUGGUUACAUUAAA
Anolis carolinensis (green anole) is the source of this 3925-nucleotide messenger RNA. RefSeq names its product WW domain binding protein 11 (gene wbp11). The record is from RefSeq and is a predicted model, not a curated record. NCBI's taxonomy places the organism in Eukaryota, Metazoa, Chordata, Lepidosauria, Squamata, Anolidae. Gene Ontology annotation, cellular component: spliceosomal complex. The transcript is spliced from 12 exons. Gene Ontology annotation, biological process: RNA processing. The coding region runs from base 292 to 2226 and encodes 644 amino acids.